CCGCCCAUCUCUGAAAAUUUACUGAUGGAGUCAUCAGAAAAGGAAAUCAUUCCUUUGAGUGAUCUGCCCCCAAAACAUGACUCGGAAAGCAUCGCAGACAAACCUUCAACAUCAGGCGCCACCGAUCUGGUGCCUGCUAAGUUUCCAUCCAGACCCAGGCGAAAAGUUGUGAUCCUCGUCGUUGUCAUCGCAGUGGUUGUUUUUGUUAUUAUUGCAGCAACCCUCAUGGGGAAAUACAUUCCUGAAUAUCUUGGCAACGCUAACAGCAAAUCUAAACAAGAGUCCGGAGACCCCGAAGGAACCACUUCCACUGGAAUUCCCUCCUAUUCUAAAGCAGCCACGACAAAACCUUCCCUAAUUGCCACAUCGGCAGACUACCAGCAGGGAAAAACAUUUUCACUUCCGAAUGCAGCAACGUUAAGCACAAAUGCAGUUAAAGCGAGUGACUCGGCAAUCAUGCCGUCCUCAUGGAGCAGCAUCACUUCGGAGAGCAGCAAAGCUACCCAUAUGUCAAUCAUAGCAAAUCUUGUUCUUAACACAGAAUCCAAGUGGUCUCGUUGGAGUUCUUGGAAUGACUGCUCCAAAACAUGUGGUAUUGGUUCACGAUACAGAAACAGAACAUGUUUGGCAAUUAAUCCAAGAUCAGUUUUUGCUCCAAUUACAUGUGCUGGAAAACCUGAUCAGAUCAAACCAUGUGCAGAGUGGAGCUGUCCAGAUUGUUCGCGAAAUUGUACCAUUGGAACACUGAAUACCGCAUGUGAUGCAUGUACAUGUGAUCAUCACGUGCUCACUGGACGAGUUUUGACAGUAAAUGACGCACCUCUGUCAGAAGUGAACAUAUCACUGGCAGAAACACCCUACAGAAUUCUUGCACAAACAAAUGUCAGCGGAUAUUUCACAGCACCUGGUGUCUGCGCGGAUGUGCAAGAGCUAUUAGUGACAAAAAUAGGUUUUGUUCCCGUGACACAACGAGCCAAUGUUCUGACUUCAACAACGGCCACUAUUAUCGCAAAGAUGGAAUUUGCAGUUCCGCCAUUUGUGACAGUUCAUCCAGAGAGCAAGAUUCGUAUGCCUGGCCAGAGUGUCACAUUUUGUUGUGAGGGACAGGGAAACCCUCCACCAGAAAUUGAAUGUUACAACAACAACCUUGAAAUCGUCGCUGACCAUGGGCUCAAUGGAAGUUAUCGGUGCAGGGCAGUUAAUAACUUUGGAUCUGAAUUCUCUGACACAGCUACCCUAACGAUAGUUGGGUUAGAUGUCGAUUCCUGUCCUUCGGCACCGAAAUCCAAAAUUGUUACUCUUCCUGAGGGAUGUGUUGAAAAUGCCACUGGCGGUAACCUCUUGGACGUUGGCGAAUGUGAGCCUGUUGCAUGCUUGAAAAAUGACUCUUUGUUCAAUUCUUCAUGUCAAGAUCCGACUUUCUGCUGUGGACCUGGAGAUACCAUAAGUGUUUUAGUUGACUGUAGAGGUAUUCUGUCGUUUGAUAUCUCAAAAGUAAUAAGUUGUUCAUGUGGUAGUUGUUCUCAAACGGCAACGAAUCUACAAGGCAUUGUAGUCGGUGGUCCAGAGGAAGAACCCAUGAGAUAUGGUGAUGUUAUUUAUGAUAACAAAAUCGUCACUUACACUGACGAAGACGGAAAAUUUUCCUUCGAAAUCCCGAGAAAAGUUAACCGAGUUGCAGUGACCUUCAAGGAUUCGUACUACAAAGAAUUUGAGGAGAGAACCAAGGUUUUUCUAUUCAAUGAAGGAAGUACUGGCUUCUAUAAAAUCACACUAAAACGAACGCCCUCCCCGGUCUCAUUUAAUGCUUCAGAACCUCUUGAAAUUCCUCUACGAAAUGAUCCAAAUAUCGAAAGUUUCGCCGACCUCGAACUCCCUGAGGAAUCAUUCCUCUCAGAGGAUGGUUCUCUCUUUCAAGGAAAUGCGAAGGCGAUCGUAAGUGUUACUGAUUCUCGUAACCUUUCAGAUGUCAUAAGUGCACCUGGAGAUUUUACUACAACUGAUGAAGAAGGCGAAGAAGAAAUUUUAGAAACGUUCGGCAUGAUGAAGAUGAAAUUUGAAGAUGAUAAUGGAAAGCAGUUAGCCUUGUCAAAACCGAUGAAGGUCUAUCUUGAUCCCGAGAGACUCAAUAUAAGCGUUCCAAAUGGACCAAGCGUCCCUAUGAAGCUUUACUGGCUGGAUAAGAAAACCCAGCGGUGGAGAGAAGCUGGGGACUUUAAGAUUGAAGACGGAAAUAAACGAAGAAGGAAGCGCUCCAACAGAGUAUUUUUCGUCGGAACAAUCACUCCCGUGUUGGCACAAGCCACAGACCUCAACUUUGACUGGCCUCAUGUAAGAGUUGGUUUAAGAGUAACAACAGAUCCCCCAAGAGCAGGUGUUAUUGUUAGAGUAAUUCGAAAAGAAGAAGGUGCUUACAGAGGGUUCACCGAAAAAACCACCACAAGCUCGGGUUCAACUUGCAUUCCAAUAUGGCGCAAUAAGCAAUGUGUUCUACAAGCUGAAUCCGGUGGUCGAUAUCUCAUGCCAGUGCAAAGCAGUGUUAAUAACCUUCCGAACUACACAGAAGCCCGCGUGGGUCAAAAAACUGAUGAAAACACACGAGCAACAAUCUGGUGGAUUUCUUUUAAAAGUAUAUUAUAUGAAAAUAGCGUAGAGAGAACUCCAAUGUACAAAGUAAACGUUUCCACUGAACAGAACGCAUGUCAAUCUCCUCAAUACCUGGAAGGAAGUUCUCAGUUCACUUUUCGAGAUGCUGCAACAUCAACUGAUAAUUCUUCCAUUUUGGAUACUACAAAAUCUUGGAUUCCAGGAGGCUGUUAUAUUAAGGUGAAAAUUUAUGGCGAAAAUGCCAUAUUUGCCGCGGAAAGUUACCAGGAAAACAAAUUGAAUGAAAAAGGAAGGUCGGGUUUACACCUUUUAAUGUCGAGAAAUAUUUCUGCAGGCGACACGAAGAUUGCUUGCCUUCAGAUCAGCUGCCCUAGCAAAAACCAGUUUACAUAUGUGAAGAUCGCACCUCUUACUCAAACUUGCAUAUUUCGAAAUGUCCACGAAGGAUUGAAAUACGUGCAGUAUCCAGAGUGCCCAAAAGAUUUCACAAGACCUGUGUGUGCAGCACCACCACCUGCUAGGCAAGGACAAGCAAAGUGGGUCUGGAUACCAGUGAGUGGUAACGGUCAGACAAUUUAUAAGAUUUUUCGUGGUGAAGGAAGGCUUGGAAAAUACGGUGAAGCAAGAUGCCUUGAAGGACAGCAGAGUGUUCAACAUUCCAAAGCUAAUACAAUAACUGACGGCGGAGAGGCUCUGGAAUACGACUGCAGGUUGAAUGACGAUGGUUUUAAGAGCACGGUAAGAGCAUACAACUGGCCAAGUAAUGGGGAUAAGUGUUUUGUAAAAAUUAAAGUCACCGGACGAAGAGCAAUGUUCAGAGCUGAGAGUUAUGCACCGAACAAGCGAGACCUUUAUGGUAACAGCACUGAUGUAACUCGACCGACUCUGCAGUACGGGGAGCCAGACGUUUCUGUCGCCUGCCUUGAGUUUAGAUGCAGUGAUGUACUUAGUAAUGGAUCUCUAAUCAAUAACACGUAUAUUGUAGUCAGGCCAAUUUCGAAUGACUGCAAAUUCGUGAAAUUAGGACGUAAGUUCAAUUUUUAUCAGAGCCAAUGCCCAUAUUCCAUGCCCCCUCAACAGGGAGAGGUCCGUUCUUUGUGUGACGUCCCAAUACCGUAUGGUAGCGAUCCGUCUCCAGGUUUGUAUAACAAUCGGAUCUUGUCGACGCCGGAGAGCAGUUGCAGAGUUGGAUAUCUGGGUUCGGGGAUAACUCCCUCUGGCACAUAUUCUAAGGGAUAUGCUUUACAUUUUCAGUGCUCUUAAUAUAAGCAUUUAACUUACCUAACGGACUUUCUUCUUUUUUCUUCUUUUUUCUAUUACCAAGAGAGGAUUUCCUCUCUUGAUAAUACUUGGGAGGGGGGAGGGGUUACUUAAGGAAAGUUUGAGUAGAAAUAUUCAGCUGAUGAUGUCUUUGAAUGGUCUUUAUACUAAGCGCAUGUGGCCUCUUAGACUAAAUUAGUUUUCAGACGGACAAGUAUAGUGUUUCUAAGAAAGCAUUCAGAAAGCUUGUAUGUACCAGGCUUAGAGCAGCUGCUAUGUAUUCAGCUAAAACUUAAUUUGAACAAUAGGAGUUUUCUAUUCAAUUAGCUUUUAGGGGGGAAAGAAUAUAUAAGAAAACAUACUCACAAGGUUUUUGCUCCUUUUGGAAGUUCAUAUACCUAUGUACUGCCUUAUAGAAUGUUCAUAACUUUAAUGGCUUAAUUUCUUUAAUUUCUGUGGAUUACUUAACUUCUUUGCGCUCUGCUGAAGGUCGGCGAAAUUGUGACGCUUUGAAUAUGAAACAGUUGUCAGGAGGAAAAACAGCUUAACGGAGUGCAAAGAUAGCAAUUCAAAAGGGUGUCAAUUAUAACCCACAUUCAUUAAUUUGGCUUUAAAGAAUCAAGGAGGUAGAGUGCAAGGGGGUUCUUGAAACUUACCGUUUAAAAUUUUUGCAUACUAGAGGAAGUUGUUUUUCAUUUAUUUUGAUUGUUUGGCAAAGAACAAGUCUGAGUCCCCCAUGAGAAACGCGACUUCGAAGCUCACCAACUGAGCCUCAAGGAACUUAAGGACAGCGAGGCCAUGACUGGGUAGUAUGGGUUUAUAUGGGACAAGGAAUCUGCAUAUAUGUUACCCGUACUCCAAGAACCACAAAGAACUCUUAAUAACUAACGCUUCUAGAAGAAUAUAUUUCUUCUUUCUUAUUUUUCAAAAACUACAACAACCGCUCUUUUUUAACUGUUCCGGAUGUUGCCACGUCACAAGUCACAUGUUGCCAUUACGUUUACGCUCUAACAUAUAGCGCUAGAAUCAGCAAUGUCGUAUUUGAUUUACUCGCACAAUGUUGUCGACAUGACCAAUUUUUCGCGGCGAUAUGAAUAUCAGCCAUCUUUAUCCAAUAACGAGAUCUUGAAUUCCACCGUGUUUCCUUUUACAUAGAUGCCCCGGUACAUUCUUUUACAUAUCAUUACACUGAGUUAAAUGAUAAAAUGCAACUUAGCAACACUUUG
Molecule: messenger RNA, 5093 nt
Organism: Stylophora pistillata
Lineage: Eukaryota; Metazoa; Cnidaria; Anthozoa; Scleractinia; Pocilloporidae
Product: cartilage intermediate layer protein 1
Source: RefSeq, a predicted model, not a curated record